UUCGGGACAAUAACAAUCCAAGUUUUUCGUUGUUUCAUUUGCACUUUCUUGUUUCCAUGGCUGGUUUUAGCUCUGCAUAAAAAUCUUCUCACUUGGGCCUACUUCGUGAGUUUCUUUCUUCCAUGUUUGGUCCGCUUUCAGCAUAACCACCACACAUAAUCAUGUCCUUGUUAUCUCCAAAAUCCUCUCCUUUCUCCCUCCAUCCCUCCACCACUUCACCCGCCCCAAACAAUAGUUUUUCUUUCCCACUCACUUCAAUUCCAGUUUCCACACUAAACCACAAACACCCACUUAAAUUCUUCAGCAAUAGGAGCUGGCUUUCUCUCAGAAAAAGAUUUCAUGUCAAAUCUCCUGAUUCUGAUUCAACUGAAAGUGUCUCAGCUUCAAGUGAUGGCUCAUCAUCAUCAUCAAGUACAACUAGUUUCUUGUCUUUUCUUUGCCCUCUUCUCAAGCUCUUUUCUGCAGGUGAUCCUUCUCAAGAACGGAAUUAUACUUUAGAGGUAGCAACGUCUUCCUUGUCUACCUUGGCACGACUUCCAUGGGGAUCAAGAUCGUUAUCAGAGAAUUUGAACAACCAAGAGACAACCAUUUCAGAUCCUCCUAAACCUUUGCAACUGUAUGAAUUUGAAGCAUGCCCCUUUUGCAGGAGGGUCCGAGAGGCAAUGACUGAGCUAGAUCUUUCCACAGAGGUAUAUCCUUGUCCAAAAGGCUCUGUAAGGCAUAGGGAAAUAGUCAGAAAAAUUGGUGGUAAAGAGCAGUUUCCUUUUCUUGUUGACCCAAACACUGGUGUUUCAAUUUAUGAAAGUGGUGACAUUGUGAAAUACUUAUUUCAGCAAUAUGGUAAAGGUAGAAGUCCCUCAAUGGGUCUUUUGGAAAGCACAUUGUUUACAGGAUGGAUGCCAACAAUUCUUCGAGCAGGUAGAGGAAUGACCUUGUGGGAAAAGGCCAGACUAGAUCCACCAUCCAAGAAGCUGGAACUUUUCUCAUUCGAGAACAAUCCGUAUGCAAGACUUGUGCGUGAGGCACUAUGUGAAUUGGAGCUUCCAUAUAUCCUUCAAAAUGUCGGGACAGGGUCUCAGCGAACAAAGUUACUAGUUGAUGCAUCUGGAUUCCAAGAGGUGCCAUACUUGAUUGACCCAAACACCGGUGCGGAAAUCGGUGACUAUAAGAAGAUACUGGCUUAUUUGUUCCAAACAUAUUCAGCAGCAGCAACAUAGUUUCAAGUUCAACACCAGAGUCCUGAAUGUGAGAAAGAGGAGCUUUUUCACAAUUGACAAGCCAGUGUUGCUGCGCAUGUGUUGACGAAACAAAAUCAGCUACAAAGAAGUUACAUGGAUAGAACGAGACCCACAAACUUAUUGUACGGAGAUGAGAGAGAGAUCAUGUUCUUCCGCUUCAAUUUUGUGCUGAAUAUGCAAGGUAGAUGGGACCAACAAACGAGUAGAACCCAUUGAACUUGGUUCCAGCAGAGGUUGUAUAUGCACCCAUGUAGUAGUAUAAGAUGAUCAAAUCGUUCACUUGCA
Messenger RNA from Populus nigra (black poplar), 1523 nucleotides. RefSeq lists its product as uncharacterized. NCBI's taxonomy places the organism in Eukaryota, Viridiplantae, Streptophyta, Magnoliopsida, Malpighiales, Salicaceae. The coding region runs from base 162 to 1217 and encodes 351 amino acids. Gene Ontology annotation, cellular component: chloroplast. The record is from RefSeq and is a predicted model, not a curated record. The transcript is spliced from 10 exons.